Molecule: messenger RNA, 831 nt
Organism: Fibroporia radiculosa
Lineage: Eukaryota; Fungi; Basidiomycota; Agaricomycetes; Polyporales; Fibroporiaceae
Exons: 7
Coding region: 1-831 (276 amino acids)
Biological process (GO): fatty acid beta-oxidation
Cellular component (GO): peroxisome
Molecular function (GO): enoyl-CoA hydratase activity; delta(3)-delta(2)-enoyl-CoA isomerase activity
Source: RefSeq, a predicted model, not a curated record
AUGUCCUAUCCUCAACGCUUCCCCUCAGACAAUCCCCUCGUCACCGUCACCCACCCCACGGCGACGACCUGGGUGCUGGAGAUGCACAAUGGCGAGGACAGCCGUUUCACUGAUCACUUUAUAAACCAUGCUUUCAUGCCUGCUUUGGACGCCGUAGAGCGGCAUUGGCGUCAAGACUGGCGCAUCGCAAAGGCAAAUAAGGACAAGGAAGGCGGCAAGGGCACCCUCGUCAUUGUAGGCAAACGAGGUCAAGACAAAUUCUUCAGCAAUGGUCUUGACUACGACAAUAUCAUGAAUGAUCCAGCUUACAGGAUUAGUUUCUUCCCCAUUAUCAUGAACCCUUGCUAUCGCCGACUCAUCGCUUUCCCUAUCCCCACUGUGGCUGCGAUCAACGGCCAUUGUUUCGCUGGUGCCAUGUGCCUUGCCCUCUGCUGCGAUUACCGCGUUAUGACCGAUGGCAGUAGCCGCCGCGCCUGGAUGUGUAUGAACGAAGUGCACUUCGGCUCCGGUUGGCCACUGUCGCUCGCCGCAAUCACGCGUAUCAAGGUCACGGAUGCCCGUGUGCACCGCAAGAUUGCUCUCGAAGGCCAUCGCUUCACCCCAUCGGAGGCCCUCGAAGCGGGCAUCAUCGACUACACAGUGAAAGGCGACACGGAGGCUGUCAUUGCCAAAGCGCAAGAAGUCGGUGAAUCCGUGAGUGGCAUGGCCAGAGAGGGCUCGUGGGGUACCAUCAAGCGCGAUCUCUACCGAGAUCUUUUGGAGGCAUGCGCAAGGGAAACACGACCUUCCAGCGUCAUCAUUGACGAAGCUGAAGCAAAGGCCAGGCUCUAG